AAUGUUUUUGAGUGUCUUAACUAAAACAAAAUCCAAUCAAUGUUAAUUGAGUGUUCAAAAUUUUAAAAUAAUUAAAUGAUCAAAUUUUCUCCAUAUAUUCUUAUUUAUAAAUUUAAUAUAUUAAAACUAUUAAAAAUUCAAGUAUAUACAACCUUUACAUACUUAACACAUGUAUGUUGUUAAAAAAAAGAAAGAUGAAACAUAUGUACGUGUUUAACUGCAUCAUUCUAAGAUGAAUGCUAAAAAGAGUUUUUGAUGUUUACUAAUAGAUAAGUUAGUUCGUCUUACAAACUGACCAAUUUAGUGUAUUUACUCUAACUCUAAUUCUAUCUAACACGAGUGAAAAUAACCAUCUUUGCUAGGAGUGAGCAAACAUUCUCCUAUAUUUUAAAAUGGUAGUGUUAUGAUAGUGAUCUAUAAUCCCACACUUCAGAUAAAAACUAGUUUAGUGAUGACAUUGCUACCAUGAUAUCAGACAAAUGAUCUCUCCGUAUUAAUUUUCUCAUUUUGGUAUAUUAACGGGGAGUUUUUAGGGUGGAAUUUUUAGCGCAACAUGAAAAAUCGUCUCUUGAUUUUUAGCUAAAAAUUCUAAGAACCGGUUUUUAAAUAAUAUUUAAGAACCGGUUCUUAGUUUUUUUAGUUAAAAAUUAAGACAUUGUUUCUUAUAUUCCGCUAAGAACUCCACCCUAAUAACCUCCAUUAAUCAUGUUAUUACAUGUGAGGGAGUAUUAUUCAAUAUGGCCAAACUUCAUUCUUUUUGAAUUUUUUGACCCCUAAAGCUUUAAAGAAGUUUACAUGUCCUAAUAGUAACCGUAACAUUACCAUCACAAACAAUCAACUCAUUGUUAAGUAUACUGUAAUGAGUCAUCAACCAAAAGGAAAAGGACGUAACCAUGCAAAUUAUAACUAGACAUAUGUGCUAUACAAUGAUAUUUCAUUGUUUAAUGAAUUAAUUUCCAAACAAUUCCUUUAACUAAAAAUAAGACUUGCAGUCACGAAAAAAAAAAUUUACACACAAAACAACAAACACAUUACAAUCUUUUUUGAACAUUACACAUUACAAAAAUUUGAGGAAAUGAUUACUAAGACUUUUUUUUUAUUAAUGUAAGUAAUCCUUUAGGACUAGAAAUGUGUAUGAACACACAAUUGACACAAAAAGGGGCAACCCUUUUUAUUCCGGAAUUCAAAAAUGGAACAAUAUGCAUAACACACUGAUGUACAUUUUUGGGCACACACUUUGUGCACUGAACCCACAAGAAAACGCAGACACGUUUUUUUGAGUUUAAGAGUUGUCAGCUUUCGAAAGUAUAUGGUGUUAAUAUACAAAGUAAUGGUUGGGUUUCAUGUACUUUGAACGGUGAUCAAGGGAAUGCUGAAUUCCUUAUCAUUCCAAAAAAAAAUCACCAUUCACAAGGAAUAGUUUUUUCUUUUUUUUUCCUCUCCAUUCCUUUUUUUGUAGAGAAAUAUAGAACAAAAACAUUCAUUCUUAAAUUUGAUAAGAAACAAGUAUUCCUUUUCAUUCCUGUAAUUUUAUUACUAUACGUUCUUUUUUUAUUCAUUCCUCGUGUUUCCGAAAAGAUCACUAGUCGGAGCUUAUUGUUCCUUAUUGUAGAAAAAUAAGUUGGGAAAUUUUUAGAGAGGAACGAGUCCAAAAUGUGACAUUUUAACCUGUAAAUAAGGUGACGUGUUAGUUUUUUUGUUUAAAAAAAAAGAUUUGUUGUUGUUUACUUAAUUAAUAUAAGCAAUUAAUAAGAAAUAAAAAAGGAAACAUAAACAAAAAUUAGAAAAACUAGCAAAAAUUUUAAAAUCGAACUUUUGAAAAACAAUAUUGAAAUUAAAAAAAAAUCAUUUUUAAAAUGAACUUUUUGCAAAAAAAGAAAGUUUUUUUUUAUUUUUUUGUAAAAUCAUAUAAAAAUCUAAAAAAUUAAAAAAAUAAUUUCGAACAUAUAUAUGAUCACUAAAUGUUACUCUUAAUAGUGGACCACAAGGCCCCCCUUGUAAUUAUUAUGAUUUUAGAGCCAUUAUAGUAUUAAUCAAUAAAGAAGAGUACUUAACAGAAAAUGCAAUCUUGAAAAAAGGAAAAUAUAAUAAUAUAUUGAGAAAGAGUAUUCAAAAAGAAUUAAAUCUCAAAUAAUUAUCUUGAUAAACCAUUCAAGAUUCAUUAACAAUAUAUAAGAUUUGGUUCACUUAUUUUGCACUCCUCAUAGGUCAAAAUAGUAAUAAAUCAAAAGAAUUGACAAAAUCUUCAUAUUCAGAAUUGAAUAAUUUUUUGGCAAACUAUUCUUAGUCAAAAUCAAGGAAGAACAUUUUUAUUUGGUAAUGUUUAAACAUUUAAGGAAAACGAGAAUUGACUUUAAAUCCAUCUAUUAAAAACUUGACCAAAUAUUCCUAUAAUUUGGGUAUUUAAUAUGAGGAAGAAUUCAGUUUAUAUCCUCUCCUAAAAUAUAGUUAUUUAAAUCCUCCGCUAUUCUCGUUAGCAUCAGUUAUAAUCAUCUUGCAACUUUACAUACAAUCUUCAAAUUCUGAUAAUAAUAAAUCAGGGGAUAUCGGGAUUUUUAAAAGAAAAAAAAAAAGCAAGAGGUUAAACAAUGGGAGAAAGGAGUUGGUAUAUGACAAGAGAAGAGAUAGAAGUAAAGUCCCCAUCGAGAGUAGACGGUAUCGACUCAGAGCAAGAGAGUUUCCAACGUUGGUCUUACUCUACUUUCCUCCAGGAGCUUGGCCAGAGACUCCACAAUCCUCAGAAAUCCAUAGCUACAUCGAUAGUCUUAUGUCAAAGAUUCUUCACUCGCGAAUCCCUGGCGAAGAACGACCCCAAAACAAUCAGCAUCAUAUGCAUGUUUAUCGCUGGAAAAGUCGAAGGGUCUCCUAGACCGGUGGAUGACGUCAUCGCCAAGGGUUGCAGGGUUUUACAUGGCAAGGAACCGUCGACAGAGAUGUGCGCGAGAUUGAAGGGGGCUGUGCUAACCGGUGAGAAGUUUGUGCUCUCUACGUUAAGGUUUGAUGUCGAAAUCGAACACCCUUAUGAACCGGCUCUGCAUUGGGUUAGGAGAUGGAUUAAGGUCGAGAUGGACGCUAAGAGAUUGUAUCAGGCUGCGUGGAAUUUCCUCAAUGACGGUUUAAGGUCGUCGCUUUGUUUGCAGUUCAGGCCGAGUCAGAUCGCUGCGGCUGCUUUAUAUCUUGGCUCGCGCAUGACUAAUGUGAAGAUACCAUGUGAUGGGGAGAAAGAUUGGUGGCUAGAGUUCCAUGUAACCAAACGUCAACUGUGUGAUAUUUGUAACCAGACGCUCGAAAUUUACCAACAAGACUUCCUUAUUCCGGUUAAACAUGAAGCAAAGUCUAAGUUUGGUGAUGGAGGUUUAUUGAGACUAGAGCCAGGAAGAUGAAACAACAUCUUUGUCAGGGUGACUCUUGAUGGUCAUUUAGUAUCAUAAUUAAGUGAAAAUCAUAAAUGUAGUCUAAAAAUGUUGUUCAAACAAUUAUUAUUAUUAUUAUUAUUAUUUUGAAAUGAUUGUUAAAUUAAUUCAAAAAAAACUUUUUUUAUAUCAGUGUGCUUCCUUUCUUAUUCUCUAUACAAAUUUUCUUUCAAGAGUUAGACUACUCUCUUCUUUAUCUUCAAACUUCAACCUCUUUUUUAGCUUUGCUUGGCUCCAAACCAAUAGCUUAACCCUCCCUAGAGUUCCUUAUCCUUCUUCUUUUGACUAAUAGAGAACUUGUUUCUCACAGUUUUAUCAAUCAUGAUUGCCAAAAGAGUUGGUGGAAACUCCUUUUCUCCAUGUCUUCUCCUAUUUCUCUCCUCCAAAUGUUAUGAACAGCUGCUUGAAACAUAUAUCUGGUUGUAAAUAGCUGAAGCUUAUUCCCAUCUGAGUCAGUGAUAAGCCUCACUAUCUACGUCUAACUCUCUGUAUAAUGUUCCUUGAGAACUCCUCUCUCCAGAUUCCCCCAUAUCUGUUUUGGAUAAGGACACUCAAAAAAGAGAUGGACAACUGUUUCCAUACGGAGCAUUCCAGAAAAAUAAUGAAGUUAUUGAGAGAUGAGGUAUUGGCUAAAAGAGGCUAAAGAGCUUGUAAUUAAGGUUUUAGUCUAAACCAGUGAGACUCUAUUUGAUUCCUUCCUACGAAUGUGCCUCUCCCAAUCUCACUCAGAAGAAAACGCAGACAGCCAUGGGAGCACUAAAAAGGAAAUCAUCAUCCAAUUCCACAACCUUAGCUAAGCAAAGAAGAAGAGAGGGCCUCACUUUCCCAACUCAAUACUCAAGGCCAUUGUGAACCUGACGCCUAGACAUGGCCGAUCCUGAGCAUAGGCCAGUCAAAGCAUUAGCUUAUGACCCCAAUUUGUUUUUGAAAAAUUAUAUAAAAAUAAACACUUAAAAUUAUAGAAAUCUUUACUGAAUAGUCUACAGCUCCCGAGAUCUCAGGGCCGUCAUGCCACGUGAUCAAUUCCGUUGAUCAAGCAAUUUGUAAGAGUAAGAAGAAGGUAUCCUGAAUAGGAAUUCAGGAAGAAAACAAUCGAUAUGACCGCCAUGACAGCUACGACAACGAGUUUCCUGAAGAUUUCGAGUAAACCUGCCUGUUAAAUCGUAUUACAAUAUCUAUUCUCUUGAUGCUGUAUGUAUUCGAUUGUGGCAAAAUCUUUGUUGAGUGUUCUUGAUUCAGUGGAUACAGAGCUAGAGAGUCUCAAAGUGAAUGCAGCUGAUGAAUACAAAGUUUCUUCAUCCCUUAAGAAAAUCGGAGACGGAUGGAUUCAAGCCGAGAAACAAAUACUCAUAACUUUUAACACAUGAACACAAUUAUGUUUCCAUUGAAUAGUUUAAUUGUUUUUCUAAUAUUUUUUAAAAUACAUUUACGGCUAUUUAUUAAGGUCUGAUUUUAAAAUAUUAUUUUAAAAAACUUAUCAAAAUUUCUAAACUACCCCUAAUUUAACAAAGAAACGACUAAAUUACUCUAACUCCUGAAUCAAAAUUCUAAUUUUUAAAUACUAAAUAAAUAAUAUCUAAACCCAAAUACAAAUCGAACGUAGAAUUUUUUUUUAAAAAA
Brassica rapa (field mustard) is the source of this 5033-nucleotide messenger RNA. Its product is annotated as putative cyclin-T1-1. Lineage: Eukaryota; Viridiplantae; Streptophyta; Magnoliopsida; Brassicales; Brassicaceae. Gene Ontology annotation, molecular function: cyclin-dependent protein serine/threonine kinase regulator activity. Gene Ontology annotation, biological process: regulation of transcription by RNA polymerase II. The record is from RefSeq and is a predicted model, not a curated record.